CAGCGGCGGAAGUGGCCGGCGAACCCGGUCCCCGCCGGUACCAUGCUCCCCUUGUCACUGCUGAAGACGGCUCAGAAUCACCCCAUGCUGGUGGAGCUGAAGAACGGGGAGACCUACAAUGGGCACCUGGUGAGCUGUGACAACUGGAUGAACAUCAACCUGCGGGAGGUCAUCUGCACGUCCCGGGAUGGGGACAAGUUCUGGAGGAUGCCUGAGUGCUACAUUCGCGGCAGCACCAUCAAGUACCUACGCAUCCCAGACGAGAUCAUCGACAUGGUCAAGGAUGAGGUGGUGGCCAAGGGCCGUGGGCGUGGUGGCCUGCAGCAGCAGAAGCAACAGAAGGGCCGUGGCAUGGGGGGUGCUGGGCGAGGUGUGUUUGGUGGUCGUGGCCGUGGUGGGAUCCCAGGCACCGGCAGGGGUCAGCAGGAGAAGAAGCCAGGCCGACAGGCUGGCAAGCAGUGAGC
Molecule: messenger RNA, 464 nt
Organism: Chrysochloris asiatica (Cape golden mole)
Lineage: Eukaryota; Metazoa; Chordata; Mammalia; Afrosoricida; Chrysochloridae
Gene: LSM4
Product: LSM4 homolog, U6 small nuclear RNA associated (S. cerevisiae)
Exons: 5
Coding region: 43-462 (139 amino acids)
Biological process (GO): P-body assembly; spliceosomal snRNP assembly; mRNA splicing, via spliceosome
Cellular component (GO): spliceosomal tri-snRNP complex; P-body; U6 snRNP
Molecular function (GO): U6 snRNA binding
Source: RefSeq, a predicted model, not a curated record